This is a messenger RNA of Filobasidium floriforme, 2136 nucleotides long. RefSeq lists its product as uncharacterized. Bases 104 to 1924 code for a protein of 606 amino acids. NCBI's taxonomy places the organism in Eukaryota, Fungi, Basidiomycota, Tremellomycetes, Filobasidiales, Filobasidiaceae. The transcript has 8 exons. The record is from RefSeq and is a predicted model, not a curated record.
CCAUCAUCAUCAACAUCGAUCACCGUUGAAUCGUCGACAUCAACAUCUUGGUCAUCGCAUCGCCCAUUGACCUCUUUGCAUAUUCAGCCAGGAAGCACUUUAUAUGGUAGCAGAGACACCAAUCAGCAACGCGGACGGCAUACGACGCUGGGCUAGGUCGGUCGCCGCAUUGGGACGGGGCGGCAAGUCUACCAAUAUCACAGAGAAUCAAGACACCGGAUCUAGUUCAGACGAAAGUAACAUCAAACGUCCCGAGGACCUUCGACGACGCCCGAUCCCGCCUCUUUCUGAUAUCAGUAGUCAGAGUCUUACCAGCCCGGACCCUUCGGACUCGAUCGUCCAAGACAAGAACGCUCUAAACUCGGAUUUCGACGACAGCGACCUCGAUCCGAGCGACUCGAUGUCUCAACUCGGCGAAUUCAACAAAGAGCUGGUGCCGUCGGCCAUCGAACCUCCCGCCAACAGAUCCGAUAUCACUGCAGGUGAUGGUACGCCCGGUUAUUAUCAGUUCCGGCUUCAGGCCGCGGAAGUGGUCCCCUUUCAAAAAUGUAUGCACGAGCACUUUUACCUGUACGACAUCUUCGGAAAUGUGGCUACACUGCGUGACAUCGCCGAGAAGCGAGACGGUUGGGCCGAGGCGGUGACAAGCUUGAAAACCCUGGCGACGCAACGCAUAACUCUCGUCUGGCCGGAACAGAAAUUAGAUGGAAAGAUGCAAGUGGUCUUGGAAAACUGGCUCAAUCCGAAACCUAAUGACCUUCCGGUAGCAUACGUGGUCACUAAGCCUGGAAUCUGGAAUCGUAUCCCUGCGAAUAUCACCCACUGCCAAGAUCUCUCACAACCCGACUCCGAUAUGACUAUCAACAUCGACCCAAAACAUCCAAACCUGCACGAGCUCAUGAGAAAAUUCGAUUACUACGACUUCGAGUGGGACCCCUCGUCCGGAGACCAUCCGCUAUCGGCUAGAGCCAUGCUUCGCAUCGUCCUGGAUAAGUUGACGAAAGAGAAGGCGCCGCUCAAGAGCACUAAGAACUACCCCGGUUUUCCGCUUCUGUGGGAGCUGUUGCUCGCGGAGUUCAAGGUCACGGGUUCGCUUGCUCACAAGGAUAGAUCCCCCGAAAUGAAAGUAGCUCGCAACCAGACGGAAAAUGCGAUGUUUGUCCAAUUAGCGACCUUCGCUCAGCUGUACAUGGACGUGCCUCUGGAGGGCGACAAAGAUUUCGAACGUUUCGUGUUGUCGAUGACGAUCUGUGGCGAGUUUUGGACUGUUGAAUAUGCCUUCAGGAUGUCAGCGAGAGCGACCCGUCACGAGACUCGUUGCAGUACGAUCGCGAAGGGGAAUUGGGCCGAAGACCCGAAGGCCUUUCUCGGUGCGAUCCAGCAAGUCAUGGAGGAGAACAUGCGAAACGUGGCCGAUGCGGCGCGACGGAUGGAGGUGCUGAUGAAUACAGCCAAAAAGCUGCCUACCAAGAUCCCCAAGUUCGAAAUACCCGCUCGCGGCUACACGAAAACCCCGAAGCCAGCGGAGGGGCAGGAGGUCAAGAAGCCGGAGCAAGCGGAAGAGCGGGGGGGAAAGAUGGGGGAGCAGGCCGCUACUGGCAUCGCGAUAAAGCAGCCGCAAGAUGCCAAGGCUGAGUCGGUAGACGAAGCGGAGCAGAGCGGGAAAGAGAAGAACAAGACGAAACAGGCGAUGCAACAAACGGGAAAGACGGCACAGAUGGAUACGACGGAAAAGACAAUAGCCGAGGAGAUGCUUUCGCAGAGUGAAGGGGCGGUGAUCAGUGAGCGUGCGACGACUCCUCCGGCUAUCUACGUCGGAGACGAACCGCUCCAAGCACCGGGGACAAGCCCCGAGGUGAGUCUGCUCAUGAUGCGCCGAAAAGUCUUGGCCGCUCACUACGCAAAUUCCAGGAAUCGAGUCUGACCAGAUCGAUGGUGAACCUCCAACUAGGUCGUUCCCGUCCCUAAAGGCCCCGCUUGGCUACUAAACGCUACGGCCACUCGUCCCAAGAGGACACGACCCGUCGUUAAAUGCUACGGACAAAUCUUUACGGAAACGAUCGAUUUCUCAACGACGACAGACCUUACGAUUACGCUUUUGAAACACUUUACGAAUACAAUCACAUCGGAGCCCGG